AUGUCUCUCAAUGAUCGGGAAACGUCCCAACUCCGCGGCGCUCUGCAGGAGGCCGUGGUCAAAUGUUCCGAGCGAUGUCUCUACCAGUCGGCCAAGUGGGCAGCCGAGCUCUUGAACGCCAUUCCCGAGCCAACCUCUGAGCCCGACGACACCAACCCUUCUCAGCCUGGAGACUACGCGCCCGCAGUCCUCGCCCAGAAUGCAGAUCCGGAAGAGGCGCUUCUCGAGGCAAGAGAGAUCAACAAAUACCUGCUGGCCAAGUCAUUCUUCGAGUGUCGCGAAUUCGACCGAUGCGCCGCCGUCUUUCUUCCCGACUCCAUGCUUGCCGGGGUCGUGACAUCGAAAGAGGCUAACUCAACACCAAAAGGCAAGGGAAAGGGCAAGGCAACGGCCACCAGCUCACGAAGCACGACUGCGCCCAAGUUGCCCCAACUCAGCCAGAGAAGCUUGUUUCUAGCUCUAUACGCAAAGUUCCUAUCAGGCGAGAAGAGAAAGGAUGAGGAUACCGAGAUGGUCAUGGGCCCUCAGGACCUUGGAACCUGCGUCAAUAAACAGCUGUUAACCAUUAGUCGCUAUCUCGAGACAUGGUUUGACCAGCGCAAGGAUGAGGAUGGCGAAGACGUCGACAGCCAGGGUUGGCUAGAGUAUCUGUACGGCAUGGUCCUGGCAAAACAGAAAAACGACGAUUUGGCCAUUUAUUGGCUGGUUCGCAGCGUUCAUCUGUUCCCCAUGAAUUGGGGUUGUUGGCUUGAGAUGACCUCCCUCAUAUCGCGGAUCGAAGAUUUGAACCGCUUGAUGCAGCGCUUGCCACAAAACAUUGUAUCCUUCAUGUUCCACAUCCAUGCAAGCCUCGAGCUGUACCAACAUGACGGAAACCUCGCCAACUCCCUUGACCAGCUAAUCAACAUCUUCCCGACGUCCUCUUUCCUGCUCACGUGUGACGGCCUCCUCUCAUACCAUGCGAAGGACUUUGUUGCUGCAGAGCAGGCAUUUAGCAGGCUGCUAUCUCUGCAUCCUCAUCGCCUUGAGUCUCUGGACCAUUACUCCAAUAUUCUUUACGUCAUGAACUCGCGGCCGAAACUGGCCUUCUUGGCCCAUCUAUGCUCGAGUGUGGACAAGUUCCGUCCUGAGUCGUGUGUCGUCAUUGGCAACUAUUACUCAUUAUUGUCACUACACGAGAAAGCAGUGCAAUACUUCCGUCGAGCUCUGACGCUAGACCGUUCCUGCCUGUCCGCUUGGACUCUAAUGGGUCACGAAUACGUCGAGCUCAAAAAUACGCACGCAGCCAUCGAGUCCUAUCGCCGAGCCGUGGAUGUCAACAGGCGCGACUACCGCGCUUGGUACGGUCUUGGCCAAACGUAUGAGGUGCUGGAGAUGCACGCGUAUGCUCUGUGGUAUUACAAGAAAGCUGCAGGGUUGCGUCCGUGGGAUGGCAAAAUGUGGAUGGCCGUGGGCUCGUGCCUACAACGCAUGAACAGGAAUCUGGACGGCAUCAAGGCAUUGAAGCGUGCUCUGCUAGCCGAGAGCUACUACGAAACAGGGAGCAGCUUUGGGAGCGGAGGCAGUGGGCCUGGCGGGCUUCGCGGUGCACACAUGGAUCCCGAGAUACUGCUACAGAUCGCAUCCAUGUACGAAGCGCUGGAUGAGGAAGACGACGCCAAAGCAUACAUGGAAAUGUGUGUCGCACAGGAAGAUGGCUCAGCGGGCGACAAUGCGGGGGAAAGCAUCACGAUACACAACGACGAGGGCUCGGAAGACGAUGGUGAAGCUGUCGGGCCCUCCGCAGGCGCAGGCGGCGGAAGAGAGGGGACCGGCGUCACCGCAGCUACUAGUAAGGCGCGGAUGUGGCUUGCUCGGUUCGCGAUGCGCAACGAAGACUACGAGACCGCCAGCAGGCUUGCCAACGAGCUUUGCCAGGAUGGAGUUGAAGUCGAGGAGGCGAAAGCACUGAUACGGGAGGUGCGGUCGCGCAUGGAUGCCCCAGCUGGUAAGACCACGCCGGGCCCUCUGCUGCUUGACUUGAACGGAUGA
Molecule: messenger RNA, 2031 nt
Organism: Neoarthrinium moseri
Lineage: Eukaryota; Fungi; Ascomycota; Sordariomycetes; Amphisphaeriales; Apiosporaceae
Exons: 4
Coding region: 1-2031 (676 amino acids)
Biological process (GO): cell division
Cellular component (GO): anaphase-promoting complex
Molecular function (GO): protein binding
Source: RefSeq, a predicted model, not a curated record